Molecule: messenger RNA, 1722 nt
Organism: Effrenium voratum
Lineage: Eukaryota; Dinophyceae; Suessiales; Symbiodiniaceae
Source: the annotation of a GenBank genome assembly
ACGAAAAGCGUCGUCGGGCGAGCGCCCUUUUGCGCUAUGCGAUGGUCGCUGAUCCCCCUUGCGGCGGUUAGUGUUUCUGGCAGGACCUGGCCUGCGACCCUGGACCAGUACCUGAAAAUCCCUGAGCAUAAGGAGAGCGAGAAGGAGCUGGAUGAGGAGGACGCAGCCAUCCUUGACGGGAUCUACGCUGUGGAGCGGGAGGAGAGCAAGCACCACAAGGGCAGGGUGAUCUUGUACCACGCUCUCUCCUUCUACAUUUACUUCUUGGGCUGGGUUUGGCGCAGCGUGGACCUGCCGCACGACAUCCCCUGGACACGGCUGCCUUUGGUUUCAGCCUACCCCAUCGGCCAGGUUCCUCUGAAGCUGCGCACCUACAAGGAUUCGAUAAUCCCGUACUUCGCGGGCGACGCCCGGCUGUGCACCUGCACCUUGAACACGGACGUCUUUGACGCGGACGCCGCCGCGGCCAAGGAGCUGGGCCAGGGUAAGGUGAGAAGCGGCCGACAUUGGGAUGAAAGCGGCUGUGCCACGCUGGUGGUAAGCUACAAGGAAGGGGCUCCGAUGUCCUACGAAAGGGGACCGGACGGAUGCUUCCAGCUGAACAGCGUCCAGGGUCUCGAGGGCUUGCGCUUCGCGGCGAACCUCACCGAGGAAGCCUUGGGCCGGCCCUUUGACGCCUCCCACUUCGCCCAGAAGCUACUGGACCUGAACCUCGCCAAGGCCAAGCUGGUGCCUGACCACACGCCGGGGAUCAGAGAGCGGGUCAUGUCCACCAACCUGAACCUUUUUGGCAACUACAAGGCCGGAUGGGCCGAGAGCAGCUGGGAGAUCUUUCGCCGGCCCACCUCUUUGGGAUCCUUCGGCCUGGGGGGGGCCGUGCCCUUCUUGAAGGACAUCUACCGCGCAACGGGCCUGGCCAAAGAGUUGCAGGACAUCAUGGAGAAGCAGAUGAACCUCAUGAGCUGCAUCGUGGAAAGCCGAUCGCGGGAAAGACCCAGCUUUCCGUGCCGGCUCUUGCUUGAGAGGAGGCGGGGCUUCGUGAGCGCGGCCACGGACAUGGCCUUGGACUUUCUGCCGGAGUGGCCGCCUCCUUUGACGCCAAACUGCUCCAAGCACAUCCGCGGACAGUCCCCCGACCGAAAGACCUGCGGCACGAACGUGUUGCUGCAACUGGUGCUGAAGCGAGAUGUCGUGACGCGCCGGGUCUACAUCAGCAAGGCCGGCGGCUUGCCCAACAAGGACUGGCAGGACCGCUUUCUGGAAGCGUACGACCAGAUGAAAAACCGUGCUGGUGGCGAUGACCUCCAGGCGCGCGUGGUGCUGCGCUCGGACAUCUUCGGGGAGACUUUGGGCACCACCUUUGCGGCUCACAGCUCGGUCUUCCGCGACGAGAAGCUGAUGCAUUGCCUCUCCAGCCUCGCGGCGGACAUCCGCGAGACGCUGCUGAAGCGGCCCGUCAGCACCCCCGACGCGCCCAGCGGCACCACGGCGAAAACGGCGGAGUGGCCAUCGCCCGACCUCCCACCGCCGGAGAAGCAGGGCCUGGGAUUCUUCCAGACCGUCAGGAUCUUAGCCAUCGGCUCUCUAGCGCUGGGGGGUCUGAGCAUCUGCCUCGUGCAAGCACGGCGCGCGGUGCAGCGCGCCUCGCGCGUGCCGCGGAGCAUCGAGAUGCAGAGCGUCUCGGGGGCGAGUCUCACCUGAGGUAAUAAUAUUGUUUAGUCA